AUGGUGAUCAUAUCUUCAUUGGAAAAUGUGAUUACAGAACAAAAUAACUUAAUUAAAAACUUAAUCAGUGAUCGAAAAAUUACAUCUAAAACCAGUGUAAAUAAUGGUGAGGGUAAUCCUACAUCGCAAGUGUAUCAGCGGCCAAUCCGUGAAGCUCGUAUACGUGCGUCAUCGGCGAUCGCCACUGCAACUAAAAAGGUGACAGCUAGAAGCAACGCAACAACGACGUCAUCGGGCGUGCCCCCUACUCCGUGUCCGUCGUUGGGUCCGAACCGUAAUCGCGAAGCUGUUAUUACACAGACGGAAAACAUUGAAGCAACCGGCGGUAAUACGGGAGAAUGGAUCGAGGUAAAGCGACCGCGUACUCGACGGUCGCUUGUAAAUGUAACUCGUGGUACAGGCAAUCUGACUGAUACUACGUUAUCCGCUGCAGAGCGAAAAUCAUAUUUACAUUUAUAUUAUGUGAAAAUCGGUACUACAGCAGAACAAGUUAUUGAGUACCUCAGAACAAUUUGUCCGGGAGAUAAUUGUUUCGCAGAGGCAUUAAAUUCGAGAGGUGAUUAUGCUUCAUUUAAGUUAUCUGUGCCUACAAAACAUCUAGACCAGUAUUUAGCAACUGAGAACUGGGUAGAAGAUGUCUACAUAAAACCUUGGCGCAAUGGAUUUCGUCAGAAAAGAGAACAAACAGUUUAA
Messenger RNA from Achroia grisella, 693 nucleotides. RefSeq lists its product as uncharacterized. Bases 1 to 693 code for a protein of 230 amino acids. The record is from RefSeq and is a predicted model, not a curated record. The transcript is spliced from 2 exons. Lineage: Eukaryota; Metazoa; Arthropoda; Insecta; Lepidoptera; Pyralidae.